GCCCAACAGUCAGACACGCCACCGCUCUCAAUAAAUCCCAAUCUAACGAACCCCAAGGUACCCGAUCAAUUGCCCAUAGCGUAGCUGACAUUUUUAGAGAGAGAGAGAGAGGGAGGGAGAGAGAGGAUGGGGAGCAAUCCGAAGGGACGAACAGUGAUGGAGGUCGGAGCCGAUGGUGUCGCCGUUAUAACCAUCGUCAAUCCACCCGUCAAUUCUCUGUCGAUCGAUGUGCUUCAAAGCUUGAAAGAGAGUUAUGAUCAAGCCUUAAGAAGAGAUGAUGUGAAGGCAAUUGUUGUUACCGGUGCAAAGGGGAAGUUUUCUGGUGGUUUUGAUAUAACCGCUUUUGGUGGAUUCCAAGCAGGGAAAGUUCCACCACCAAAACCUGGUCUUAUAUCAGUAGAGAUUCUUACUGACACUGUGGAAGCUGCUAAAAAACCUUCAGUUGCUGCUAUUGAUGGCCUCGCCUUGGGUGGAGGAUUGGAGGUUGCAAUGGUUUGCCAUGCACGCAUAUCUACUUCUAGAGCCCAACUAGGUUUGCCUGAACUUCAGCUUGGGUUAAUUCCUGGAUUUGGAGGUACGCAGCGGCUUCCACGCCUUGUUGGCCUCUCUAAAUCCCUUGAAAUGAUGCUGAUGUCAAAGCCGGUUAAAGGGGAGGAGGCUCUGAGUUUAGGAUUAGUAGACGCAAUAGUAUCACCAGAAGAGUUGGUAAGCACUGCUCGUCGGUGGGCCCUCGAUAUUUUUGAGCGUAGAAGACCGUGGGUUGCUAGCUUAUACAAGACUGACAAAAUAGAACCCCUUGGUGAAGCAAAGGAGAUCUUUAAGUUUGCGAGAGCUCAGACCCGGAAACAAGCUCCCAACCUAAAGCAUCCAAUAGUUUGCAUUGACGUCAUUGAAGCUGGUAUAGUUUCUGGGCCCCGUGCUGGGCUUUGGAAGGAAGCUGAAGACUUCCAAGAAUUAUUGCAUUCAGAUACUUGCAAGAGCUUGGUCCACAUCUUCUUUGCUCAACGUGGAACCUCAAGGGUACCUGGGAUCACUGACCGUGGUCUGGUUCCAAGGCGAAUAAAUAAGGUUGCUAUUCUUGGUGGAGGAUUGAUGGGCUCUGGGAUAGCAACAGCAUUGAUUCUCAGUAACUAUCCUGUGAUCUUGAAAGAAGUGAAUGACAAGUUCCUACAGGCUGGUGUAGGUAGAGUCAGAGCAAAUUUGCAAAGCCGCAUGAAGAAAGGGAAUAUGACUCAAGAGAAGUUUGAGAAAACCUUUUCCCUUCUCAAGGGUGUCCUUGACUAUGAAAGCUUUAGAGAUGUUGACAUGGUCAUAGAGGUAGUAACAUGGUUCAUCGUUAUUUUGUGUCUAUGUUGUUGUCAAGUCUCAAAAGUUUCAUUUCCUUGGUGCUUCAAACAGGCUGUUAUUGAAAAUGUCUCACUAAAGCAGCAAAUUUUUGCUGAUCUUGAAAAGUAUUGUCCUCCUCACUGCAUUCUUGCGAGUAAUACUUCCACAAUUGACUUGAACUUGAUUGGGGAGAAGACCAAAUCCCAUGACCGGAUUAUUGGGGCCCAUUUCUUCAGUCCAGCUCAUGUCAUGCCACUUUUGGAAAUUGUUCGUACGGAGAAGACAUCUCCACAAGUAAUUGUUGACUUACUAGAUGUUGGGAAAAAGAUAAAGAAAACACCAGUUGUGGUUGGAAAUUGCACUGGAUUUGCUGUUAACAGAAUGUUCUUCCCUUACACACAAGCUGCCUUUUUGCUUGUUGAACGUGGUGCAGAUGUCUAUCAGAUUGACAAGGCAAUCACCAAAUUUGGAAUGCCUAUGGGCCCAUUUAGAUUAUGUGAUCUGGUUGGUUUUGGGGUUGCGAUUGCUACUGGUUCGCAGUUUGUCGAAAAUUUUCCAGAGAGAACCUAUAAAUCAAUGCUAAUCCCACUCAUGCAGGAGGAUAAGAGAGCAGGUGAAACUACUCGCAAAGGGUUCUAUGUUUAUGACGACAAACGCAAGGCGAAUCCUGAUCCUGAAUUGAAAAAGUAUAUUCAGAAGGCGAGGGAGAUUUCUGGUGUCAAUGUUGAUCCUAAGAUGAUGAAGUUAUCUGACAAGGACAUUGUGGAGAUGACAUUCUUCCCUGUGGUGAAUGAGGCCUGCCGAGUCUUUGCUGAAGGAAUUGCAGUCAAAGCAGCAGAUCUCGACAUUGCUGCUGUAAUGGGCAUGGGGUUCCCACCGUACAGGGGAGGGAUCCUGUUCUGGGCGGACUCUUUAGGAUCAAAAUAUAUCUGUUCGAGAUUGGAAGAAUGGUCGAACAUGUACGGAGCAGCGUUCUUCAAGCCAUGCUCAUUCUUGGCUGAAAGAGCUGCCAAGGGGGCUCCACUGAGUUCUUCGGUGGAACAAGCAAAAUCUCGCCUAUAGGUUUAAUCUUCUGGAUGCAUCAUCACCGGAUUUAGUCUCUCUCUCUCUCUCUCUCUCUCUCUCUCUCUCUCUACCAAAUAAUUGUGAGCUCAGCAGGAAUAAUACAUGGAUGUGUCGGCAAGGUAAUUUAGCUUUGGGAGAACUGAAUGAUAUUCGUCUUGAUGUAGAAUCAAACACAUGUUUUGUAUUCUUAAAAGUUGAAUGACUUUGGGGGGAUCAACCGUUUAGAGACAUACUUGGUCUGUUUGUUUGAAUACACAUGGGAUCAAAUGUGGAAAAAAUUUCAAAAUAUGCCUAUUUUGAGGAUUUUUUCC
Molecule: messenger RNA, 2702 nt
Organism: Rhododendron vialii
Lineage: Eukaryota; Viridiplantae; Streptophyta; Magnoliopsida; Ericales; Ericaceae
Product: glyoxysomal fatty acid beta-oxidation multifunctional protein MFP-a-like
Exons: 17
Coding region: 127-2388 (753 amino acids)
Biological process (GO): fatty acid beta-oxidation
Cellular component (GO): peroxisome
Molecular function (GO): (3S)-3-hydroxyacyl-CoA dehydrogenase (NAD+) activity; NAD+ binding
Source: RefSeq, a predicted model, not a curated record